GAACUUUGCACUGCCUGAACUGCAGCCAGGCAGAGAAACUGAAUUUCAGUUUUGUAAAUCUAAUGCUAAAGGCACAUGCUCCGUUUUAAACCGGUUAAGUAACUUUACGACGCUCCCUAACUAGCACUUCCAACACGACCUUUGCCCUUCGCGUGCUCACUGCGGCACCUUAGCAUGCUGUGGGUAAUAAAAGGAGGACUGUGCACACUCAGACAGAGUCACACUAUUAAAGACGUGCUCGUACAUUUGCCGAGGUUUGUGGCUCGCCGAAACAUGUCGUCUUCUCCGGCUAAGCGGCCGGUUUCCUUACUGGGAACUAUGGCGUUCGGCGGACGAGCUGACGCCAAGCAGAGCCUGGAUAUGGUGAAGGCUUUCCUGGACAGGGGACACAACCAGGUGGACACAGCCUUCAUGUACGCGGAUGGGAAGUCAGAGACGGUCAUAGGGGGCAUGAAUCUUCCCAAAACAGUAAGCAUAGCUACCAAAGCCAACCCCUGGGAGGGCAAGACUCUGAAGCCGGAGAGUGUGCGCUCUCAGCUGGAAACUUCCCUUCAGAAGCUGCGGACUGAUUGUGUGGACCUUUUCUACCUUCACGCUCCUGACCACCAAAACCCCAUCCAGGAUACCCUCAGGGCCUGCAAUGAACUCCACAAAGAGGGAAAAUUCAAGGAGCUUGGCCUGUCAAACUAUGCAUCAUGGGAAGUGGCUGAAAUCGUGUGCAUCUGCAGACACAACAACUGGAUUGUUCCUACUGUUUAUCAGGGAAUGUACAAUGCCACUACGAGACAGGUUGAGACUGAGUUGCUGCCAUGUCUGAGGCACAACGGAAUGAGAUUCUACGCGUACAAUCCUCUAGCAGGUGGCCUCCUGACAGGAAAGUACAGUUAUGAAGACAAAGAUGGUUCCCAGCCUGCAGGACGCUUCUUUGGCAACAGCUGGGCUGCAGCAUACCAGGACAGAUACUGGAAGCAGAAUCAUUUCCAGGCUAUAGAUCUGGUUCAAAAGGCCUUGGAGACAGUGUAUGGCUCACAGAAACCCACUCUGAUUUCUGCUGCUAUGCGCUGGAUGUACCACCACUCCCAGCUUAAGGGUGAACUUGGUGAUGGAGUCAUCAUUGGCAUGUCAAGUAUGGAGCAACUUCAACAAAACCUUGCUGCGGCAGAGGAGGGUCCUCUGGAUGAGAGAGUGGUCGCUGCCUUCAACGAGGCCUGGAAUCUCGUAGCCCACGAGUGUCCAAACUACUUCCGCUGAAGAGCCAAAAUCUCCAUACCGUUCUAAUCAAAUAUUGUCUAGGUUUCUACAGAAAAUGGAUGACUAAAUCAGUUUUCCCUUACUUUACAUCCUUUUCUUCAAAUCACACAUUUUUUCCUCAAAUGCAUGGAUCAGUUUGAGACCAAUAUGUAUUAAUGUGUCGAAGCAAUUAAUCAUUAAUGUAUAAAUGUAAAAAAUAUGAAAAUAAUUUUUCAGGGAAAAGUCUGCCUUAAACUGUUAUAUUAAAACAAAAUCAUGUUACCAAAUCAAAAAUUUUUUGUCCUUACACAUCAAAAAGGUUUGUUUUACACAAGAUUAAAUUUGUUUUUGCUCAAUGGCAAAAUACUUUUGACAAAACAAGUGGCAUCAACAUGAUUACAUGUAAGAUCAUUUAGUCUUCUGACUCGAGUCACCAGUGUUUACUGAACAACAAUUCAGUCCAAAGCUAAAAUUCAAGGUCAAGGAUAGAAGUUCAUGUUUUGGGCUGAAAAAAGGACAUAGGAAAGAGAUUACAGACUCCAAGGGCAGCACAGGCAGUCAGGAUGAAUGGUUUCAACAUCAAUGUCCCUCUGCUGUCGACGUUGGCAAAAAUGACCUUUAAAAACAAUGUGUACGAGCUCCUGCCCUUGCAGAUGUCUCAUUCUGCAUCAUCAUCGUCAUCAUCUUCAUCUUCUUCAUUAUCCUGCAUAGACUCUUCCUCACCGGCACAGUUCUCAAACUCGCCUGUUUCUGAGUUCCACAUACAUUUGAUCUGCACCUUGAAUUCUGCCAUCUCAAUGCCAAAGAGUUUCUAUGGACAAAAAAAAGGAGCCAAUGUGGACAGUGAGUCAAAUGCAACACAACACAGUAUGUUAAAGUUGACAUUUUCUGUCAAACAGUCAAGAACUCACCAGAAUACGGGCCUGCUCAGGAGUCAGCACGUCUCCCUCCUUACAGACUUCAUGGUCCUUCAGCAGUGUCACCACACCUUUCAUGACAGAUGAUACACACGUGACUAUCGUGGGUCACAUCCAACUGAUGUGAAAUAAAUGACUGGCAGUGGUCAUUUUUCAGAGAGAAAGGACCUGUUACACUUUAACACAUUUUAAGGACAAGGCCCAUUCUACUGACAAGCAUUGUCUGUAUUUAAUAAGAACCAAUAGACUUGAAGGGUAGGGAAGUCAAAAAAGUGUUCAGACACUGACUACUGCAAUGGGGAUUUUUGUCUUUGUAUGACAAAUGUAGCAUAAUGCCAGCCUUAUCCUGUAAUCUUACCUUUCUUGAGAGCAGUGGGAAGUCCUAAUUGCCUCAACUGGGGCUCCAUUGAGUGAGGAAACUGUUCCAGGGGUCCCUCAUCCAGAGUUAUGUCCAUCUGUGCCUGGUUGCCUGCCCGUGCAUAAUCCACCUCUUUAAAAUGACUGAAAUACCUGCAGGCAGAGAACAUUUUGUGAACUGAUGAACAAUAUUUGGUGAAUUAUUGCAACAAUGGUGCAUUAAGUGAAGCCUUACUUACUCUUGUACUUCAUCUUUUGUUUUGUUUGUGAAUAGUACUCCCACAUCUCCUCGAAGAUACUUGCUGACCUGCACAUUAUCAAAAGGCAAUAAAAUUUUCAA
Molecule: messenger RNA, 2844 nt
Organism: Chelmon rostratus (copperband butterflyfish)
Lineage: Eukaryota; Metazoa; Chordata; Actinopteri; Chaetodontiformes; Chaetodontidae
Gene: akr7a3
Product: aldo-keto reductase family 7, member A3 (aflatoxin aldehyde reductase)
Exons: 7
Coding region: 175-1251 (358 amino acids)
Molecular function (GO): oxidoreductase activity
Source: RefSeq, a predicted model, not a curated record